AUGCAUGUGAGCAGCAGCCAAAUAGUGGGGAAAGUCAACCCCAAGUUUCAUGCAGCUUACCCAACUGACAUAACAGAGCAGCAUCUGACUUUUGGAAGCUGUUUGAGCACUGUACUGGAGAAGCAGGGCUUGUGCCCAGACCGAGACUUCAGGGUGGAGCAUGGAGGUUUCUCGGGCCGGCCCGUGUAUAACCUGAAAUGUGUACCGGACACCAGGUUGCUGGUUAUGAGCGGCCCCCCAGGUGAUGCCCGGCAUGUGUGGGAAAUGGCGGAGGACAGUGACGUCAUCCGAGCCGUGGGCGCCAGCGGCAGCGGGGCAGGCGCCGAGGGCCCGUGGCCCAGGAUUGCAGCCACGGUCGGCCGGGCCCCCGGGGUGGUCCACGGGGCCAGACUCGGCGACGUGCGGAUCACCGAGAUGGAGUCGCGGGCAGUCGUCUUCAGGGCAGGGCUGAGCGGCGACGACGAAGUGAGCAGUCUCCAGGUCCUGGACGCGGACACCUUCCUCCUCUGCUGUGCGUCGGGGAAGCUCGGCCUGCUGGACAUCCGCCAGGCCCCGGGGACCCCGGUGACCCUGGGACCCACCCCCGGGCCCACCGGGGAGCCAUGGUGCGCCGGAGCCCGAGACCGGGCCGGGGCGGACCCCACCGUCGCCAGCCUCUCCUCGGGAGGGCAGCUGCGGCUCACUGACCUGCGGAACCCGCGGCCCACGUGGCGGGCCCGCUGCCCGGCGACCACCGAGCCCAGCGCGGACGGGGAGCUGCUGUGGGUGACCUGGGUUCCGGCCCUGGACAGCUGCCUGGCCGUUUCAGGGCUCGAUGGCACCGUGAGAGUCUACGACACCACAACCGCCCCAGGAGACGGAGCGGAGCCGCUCUUUGUCCACAAGGGUCACCUCUUCAUGGCCCCCGACGGCCCCGGGGAGACCCCUCCGCUGGUCACCGCCCACACCUGGCACCCCUGGCGCCCGAGAACGCUACUGUCGGCCACCACCGACGGCUCCCUGCACGUGUGGGACUGGACGGACCCUCGGCUGGAGCCCCCAGAGCCCGCGAGUCCCAUCCCCGUCCCCUGCCUCGGUCCCGGGACCUGGAAUCCAGCCGAAGGGCGGGGUCCCCGCUCCUGCUCCGAGUCCCCGCUUUUUGGGAGCGGGUGGGUCGGGCCCCAGGGGCAGCCUGCGCCUUGGCAGCGAUGGCAACUGAGGACCCUUGAGGAGCCCGUCAUGGAGGUUGCUUGCCUUGGGCAGCAACCGCGGCAGAGUCUCCCAGCACCGCCAGUCCUGAGUUUAGAGCCAACUGCCACCGCCGGAGUGAGGAUGCAUUUGGCUUUUGAGAGCCCCCAACGGAAAGGCCAAAGGCAUGGACAGCACCACAAAAUCCAAUGUGUUUCAGUCUGCUUGAAAGUGACAAAUUGCCUCAGCUGUGGCUUGGAGAUCUUGGUCAAUUUCCCAUUGGUGGGAAAAAUUCAGAAAUAUCCCUUUAAAGCCGCGGUUCCUUUCAGGGAAAAUCUGCUCUAA
Molecule: messenger RNA, 1512 nt
Organism: Tachyglossus aculeatus (Australian echidna)
Lineage: Eukaryota; Metazoa; Chordata; Mammalia; Monotremata; Tachyglossidae
Product: WD repeat-containing protein 73-like
Biological process (GO): cytoplasmic microtubule organization
Cellular component (GO): spindle pole; cytosol
Molecular function (GO): protein binding
Source: RefSeq, a predicted model, not a curated record